AUGUUUUGAGCCAAAUACAAAAAUUAAGUCGUUCGAUGUGACCGUCCGUGCAAGCGUCAAUCAUACUGGUCAAGUGUAUGACAGUUAAUAUCUUAAGUAUUGUUCCUGAGAGGCUUUGUUAGUAGACAGGAAGUUUCGUACCUUGAAUCCAAUUCGGAGGCUGUAAUUGGUGGGUCAAGCGGCGCAGGUUCUGUAUCAACGAGAGCUAGCGGCCGCGGCGGCGUUCACCUCGCAGCAGCAGCAGCAAUCUUCGACAAAUAAUGAUCAGCAGAAGGGCUGCACUGGAGGGAUGGCUUCCUCAGCUUCACCUUCGCUGUCCUCAGUCUACCCAGUCGAAUUGCUGGUUGCCGACGUCGAAGACCACUACAGAGAGUUCCAUCAGCUGGAAAAAUACCUUCAUGCCCCACGAAGACUCGAAGAUCAGUUUCUCGUGCAGAUCAACAAGGACGACCAGCGCGUAUUGAUAGAAUCAUACUAUGAAAUGAACUCAGCAGUUGUACGAGAAUUUUUAGGUAAAAAGCUUUCUUCAAGAAAUCGCAAGGAUCUGGACGAGGUUACUGAAAAGACUCAAGUUGACCUUAAGUCUUGUCGAAGACAAUUCGACAAUAUCAAGCGCGUCUAUAAGGCGGUGGAGGAAAGUCAGGGCAAUGCGGUCUCUAUAAUUGCCCAUCGAUUUCUGCUACCAACUGCGCUGUGUCGCGACUAUGCCGCUAUCGCCUUCAUGACGCACCAUCGGAUGGAAACAGCCAAGAAACGACUUGCUUUCCUUUCACUGAAGGAUUUCCUCAGUUGCGCCUUAAACAUGCUAGACAGUUGGACUUGUCGAAACACUGCGUGUCCGUAUGAAGAAUGCUGCUUGGAUCUCGAUCGUGAGUUCUUGGUGUUUUUGCGCGAUUGUAAAAUUCUAACGGAGAGGGAUUUUAUCGAGCGGAUACGAGAUCAUGGAGUGGCGCUUGUUCGCAGCAGUCUGGGGAAACACGCGCUUAUUGAUUUGGAAACAAAUUUUAAGAAUUAUUUACGUGUUCUUGUCAAUAUGGCGUAUAACUUGAAUCACAGUAAGGAAUUCAAGGACUUCUUUUUAGAUUGUGUAGAAAAGAUCGUUGAACCAAUGAAGAACGCCCAUUGGAGCUUAGUUGAUGUUAUGUCGUUCCUGAAAGCGCUAGCCAAAGCACCAAAACAAAGCGCCUUCCUUACGGAGCACAAACAUCAUGAGAACUGGAUUCGCUUUAUGGCGACGGUGUCAGCCUGUGUAGCACAUUUAUUUUCUGCAUACACCGAUAGCGAUGGACGAUAAUAAAUGGAAGGACUGACUAAUAGAAGUCGCCAAUACAAUCUGAUAACUAAGUGAAUAAUUAGUAUAUGGGGAUCAUUGCGCUGAUGUGACUGCCCGCUGGUGAGAAACGGAUAAUUUUGCACCAUUAUAUAUAUAUAUAUAUUUAUAUAUAUAUAUAUAUAAAUUAUUGUUUCGUUUAUAAUUAAAGUACUGAUUAUAAUUUUUCGAUGUGUAAUUACUUACAUUGUAAACGUAUAAUAAGGUUUUUAGUAUUAGUCUUCUGAUCUCGAUUUCAACAUCGUUAUUAGAGACGAAGAACGUAGAAAAAGAGUAGAUUCUAGAUUAGCGAAAGUGUAGGAUGCCUUAUGGGAAACCACGAAAGGGAUAUACUGUAGUCACAUUACACUUAUAACGUUUUCAUUUUUUUUAGAUGAAUAUAACAUUUUUAAAAUGAAUAUAAAUAAAAAAAUA
Messenger RNA from Varroa destructor (honeybee mite), 1744 nucleotides. RefSeq names its product acidic fibroblast growth factor intracellular-binding protein (gene Fibp). NCBI's taxonomy places the organism in Eukaryota, Metazoa, Arthropoda, Arachnida, Mesostigmata, Varroidae. Gene Ontology annotation, cellular component: nucleus. The record is from RefSeq and is a predicted model, not a curated record.